Opisthocomus hoazin is the source of this 4141-nucleotide messenger RNA. NCBI's taxonomy places the organism in Eukaryota, Metazoa, Chordata, Aves, Opisthocomiformes, Opisthocomidae. The record is from RefSeq and is a predicted model, not a curated record.
AUGUCCCCGAAUCCUGUACCACGGUCUCCUCCACUUCCUCCGCCUACGCCGCUGUCUCCCAGGACUCCAGUAACUCGUUGCACAGACAAGAAGGCUGCCACCCGAGAAGUGCGGGAGGACCAACUCAAAGAGCUGAAAACUAAGUUAGAGAGACUGCAGGCGCACCUGGACCAGUCUCCUGGGAAGGUUACGGACGAAACUAUCUUACAAGCGGCUGCUACUCCUCCACCAUUAUCUCAAAAGCAAGGACAGAGCCGCAGUCCUUUGAAAUUUAACCCUACAUAUGAUGAAAUUCCUAACCCAACACAAAAAAUGCGGGAAGUAAAUCCGCCAGAACCUGACGAUCCUUUAAAUCCAGAGAAAUGGGAAGUGAGGUAUGAGAUGGGGAAACCUAUCUUGAACAAACUUCAUCCCAGACCCUACCGCCAGCCAUGUGGCGUAACGGCUUUCGCGAAUACGGAUGCUGCACUGCGGCGAUGGCACAGUUCAACCAAACUUUCUCCCUCCUCCUCCCACUUCGACGUUAAGGCCACCCCCUUUCUCGGUGAUGAUUGGCGAGACGGGCGGAGCCCUUCGCGGCGAUUGGCGGCUGCUGGAGGGAGGUUUUGUUUUUCCCCACCCCGUCAAUUUAAUUUUAUUCUUUUGAAGAUUCUUCGUUGUCAAGCCGCCAAAGUGGAGAGUGCGAUUGCAGAAGGGGGUGCUUCUCGUUUCAGUGCUUCUUCAGGCGGAGGAGGUGGUAGGGGUGCACCUCAGCACUAUCCCAAGACUGCCAGCAACAGCGAGUUCCUGGGGAAAACCCCAGGGCAAAACGCUCAGAAAUGGAUUCCUUCACGAAGCACUAGACGAGAUGACGACUCCGCAAAUGACAAAGAACGACAUGAUGCAAUCUUCAGGAAAGUAAGAGGCAUACUAAAUAAGCUUACUCCUGAAAAGUUUGACAAGCUAUGCCUUGAGCUCCUCAAUGUGGGUGUAGAAUCUAAGCUCAUCCUAAAAGGGGUCAUACUGCUGAUCGUAGACAAAGCCCUUGAAGAGCCCAAGUAUAGCUCACUGUAUGCUCAACUAUGUCUGCGACUGGCAGAAGAUGCACCCAAUUUUGAUGGCCCAUCAGCAGAGAGUCAUCCAGGACAGAAGCAAAGCACAACAUUCAGACGCCUCCUAAUAUCUAAACUUCAAGAUGAAUUUGAAAACCGAACCAGAAAUGUUGAUAUCUAUGAUAAGCAUGAUGGUCCCCUCCUCCCCGAGGAGGAGGAACAGAGAGCCAUUGCCAAGAUCAAGAUGCUGGGGAACAUCAAAUUCAUUGGAGAACUUGGCAAGCUUGAUCUUAUUCAUGAAUCUAUCCUUCAUAAGUGCAUCAAAACACUUUUGGAAAAGAAGAAGAGAGUCCAACUCAAAGAUAUGGGGGAGGAUUUGGAGUGCCUCUGUCAGAUAAUGAGGACAGUGGGACCUAGAUUAGACCAUGCAAAAGCCAAGUCCUUAAUGGAUCAGUACUUUGCCCGUAUGCGCUCCUUGAUGUCAAGUAAGGAAUUGCCAGCAAGGAUUCGUUUCCUGCUGCAGGAUACUGUGGAGUUGAGAGAACACAACUGGGUUCCUCGCAAAGCUUUUCUUGACAAUGGACCAAAGACUAUCAAUCAAAUCCGUCAAGAUGCAGUAAAAGAUCUGGGAGUUUUUAUUCCUGCUCCUUUGUCUCAAGGGAUGAGAAGUGACUUCUUUCUGGAGGGACCCUUUAUGCCACCCAGGAUGAAACUUGACAGGGACCCACUCGGAGGGCUUGCUGAUAUGUUUGGACAAAUGCCAGGUAGCGGAAUUGGUACUGGUCCAGGGGUUAUUCAGGAUAGAUUUUCACCCACCAUGGGACGCCAUCGUUCAAACCAACUUUUCAAUGGCCAUGGGGGUCACCUCAUGCCUUCUGCUCAAUCCCAGUUUGGAGAACUAGGCAAAUCUUUUCUGAAAAGUCAGGGGCAAAGCCAGCUCUACCAUAACCAGAAUCAGGGACUCUUAUCCCAGCAACAAGGACAGUCGAAGGAUAUGCCACCUCGGUUUUCUAAGAAAGGACAGCUUAAUGCAGAUGAGAUUAGCCUGAGACCUGCUCAGUCUUUUCUAAUGAAUAAAAACCAAGUGCCAAAGCUUCAGCCCCAGAUAACUAUGAUUCCUCCCAGUGCUCAACCACCACGCACUCAGACGCCACCGUUGGGACAGCCUCCUCAACUUGGUCUUAAAACAAAUCCACCACUUAUACAAGAAAAGCCUGCAAAGACCACCAAGAAACCACCUCCUUCUAAAGAAGAGCUGCUUAAACAAACUGAAGCCGUUGUGACUGAGUAUCUGAACAAUGGAAAUGCUAAUGAUGCUGUCAGUACUGUGAGAGAAAUGAGAGCUCCGAAACACUUUAUUCCUGAGAUGUUGAGCAAAGUAAUAAUUCAAUCCCUAGAUAGAUCAGAUGAAGACAAAGAGAAAGCAAGUACUUUGAUUAGCUUGCUCAAGCAGGAGGGAAUAGCCACAAGUGACAACUUCAUGCAGGUACUGCAGCAUUCAAAAAAAUUGGACCAGUGCCCUAAACUGGAGGUGGACAUCCCAUUGGUGAAAUCUUACUUAGCACAGUUUGCAGCCCGUGCCAUUAUUUCAGAACUGGUGAGCAUUUCCGAACUGGCUCAACCACUAGAAAGCGGCACCCAUUUCCCUCUCUUCUUGCUUUGUCUUCAGCAGUUAGCUAAGUUACAAGAUCGUGAAUGGCUAACAGAAUUGUUCCAACAAAGCAAAGUGAAUAUGCAGAAAAUGUUACCAGAAAUUGACCAGAACAAGGACCGCAUGCUGGAGAUCUUGGAAGGGAAGGGGCUUAGCUUCUUGUUCCCACUUCUGAAACUGGAGAAGGAACUGCUAAAGCAAAUAAAAUUGGAUCCAUCCCCUCAAGCCAUCUAUAAGUGGAUUAAAGAUAACAUUUCACCCAAACUUCAUGUAGAUAAGGGAUUUGUGAAUAUAUUGAUGACCAGUUUCUUGCAGUAUAUUUCUAGUGAAGUAAACCCACCUAGUGACGAAUCGGAUUCUUCAUCUGCUCCAUCUAAAGAGCAGCUAGAGCAGGAAAAACAACUGCUUCUUUCCUUCAAGCCGGUAAUGCAGAAGUUCCUCCAUGACCACGUUGAUCUGCAAGUGAGUGCUUUAUAUGCACUCCAGGUGCACUGCUACAACAAUAACUUUCCAAAAGGCAUGUUACUGCGCUUCUUUGUUCAUUUCUAUGACAUGGAGAUCAUUGAAGAAGAAGCCUUCUUGGCAUGGAAAGAAGAUAUUACUCAAGAGUUUCCAGGGAAAGGCAAAGCUUUAUUCCAGGUAAACCAAUGGCUAACCUGGCUGGAAACUGCUGAAGAAGAAGAAUCUGAAGAAGAAGCUGAUUAAAGAACCAGCCAAAGCCUUAAAUUGUGCAAACAUACUGUUGCUAUGAUGUAACUGCAUUUGACCUAACCACUGCGAAAAUUCAUUCCGCUGUAAUGUUUCACAAUAUUUAAAGCAGAAGUAUGUCAAUAGGAUAUCCUCUGCAAAAGGUUUUUGUAGUAUGUCUUAAUAGUCUACAAUAAAAAUAUUUUAGAGUAUCUUUAAUGUUUAGAUAACAGUGUAUUAGCAGCAUGCAAUAAUUACAUCAUAAGUUCUUGAGCAGAAGCAGUCUGUUGCAAGGGUCUUCUUUGCUGCCAGUUAUCAUAGGCUGUUUUUAAGUUAGAAAACUGAAUAGCAACACUGAAUACUGUAGAAAUGCACUUUGCUCAGUGUAAUACUUGAGUUGUUGCAAUAUUUGAUUAUCCAUUUGGUUGUCACAGAGAAUCCUUAACUGUAAUCGAUGGUUGUUGCCGUAAUAGUAUAUUGCCUGUAUUUCUACCUCUAGUAAUGGGCUUUAUGUGCUAGGUUUUAAUACCCUUGAGCCUGGGCAAGUGCACAAGUCUUUUUAAAAGAAAUAGUUACUUGCACGAAAACUGAUCAGCUGAAGAGAGGUUUAAUGCCCUUUGGAAGAGGUCUUUGUGGGUGUGAAACAUGACAUGGUGAGAAAUCUGAAUUGGUCCCUCUGUAGUACUGAAAUUAAAUCUACUUAAUUUAUCAAGACAUGUUCAUGCCCUGAUUUUAUAUACUUGUAUCUAUCAAUAAACAUUGUGAUACUUGA